Messenger RNA from Colletotrichum destructivum, 1231 nucleotides. RefSeq names its product Putative translation initiation factor 3. Gene Ontology annotation, biological process: mitochondrial translational initiation; ribosome disassembly. Bases 160 to 993 code for a protein of 277 amino acids. The record is from RefSeq and is a predicted model, not a curated record. Gene Ontology annotation, cellular component: mitochondrion. Gene Ontology annotation, molecular function: ribosome binding; translation initiation factor activity. NCBI's taxonomy places the organism in Eukaryota, Fungi, Ascomycota, Sordariomycetes, Glomerellales, Glomerellaceae. The transcript has a single exon.
AUUUUCUGCAACUUACCUAUCUUACCAAGACAAUCAACUACAACCACACUGUCUUCCAGAAGGGCAAACACUUGAUUAACGACAACGAUAUAGACCGACCUGCGAUUUGAACGAAGCACUGAAACACACCUGUCGCAAGUUGCAUCGUCAUCAUCCACCAUGAGGGUCACACGAUGCCUGUACAACAACAGCAGAACGGCCCUGUAUAGGGUCUUCGUCUCGCCCUUUGAAAAGGCGGAAGUGUUGUCUCGAAGAAGCGCUCUCUCCUUCCCUGCCACUAGAACACUACCGCCAGCCUCGUCUUCCCCCGCGCAAUCUUUCGCCCGUUACGCCUCCCUCAUCCCCCGAUCCCGAAAGCCGAAUAAUUCGACGGCAUCCAAACCCAGCGCCGCCGCCAAGCCGGGACAGCUCCCUGCCGACAUGAUGAUCCGCGACCGUCAGGUCCUGGUCGUCGACGAGAACAACAAGCUCACGGGACCGCACGAGACCCGCCGAGUGCUCCAGUCGCUCGACCCGGAGACGCAGUCUCUGCGGAUGGUCUCGCGUCCGGGGCCGAACCCGGCGCCGGACCAGCCGCGGUUCGCCAUUUGCCGCGUUGUCGACAAGCGUGUCGAAAAGGAGCGCGAGAAGGUGCAGGAGAAGGCCAGGAAGGAGACGGCGCGCAAGCUGGCGCGUUUCAAGGUGCUGGAGCUCAACUGGGCCAUCGCGCCACACGACCUCGGCCACCGCAUGAAGCAGAUGAAGGGGUUCCUGGAAAAGGGCUACAAGGUCGAGGUGCUCUUUGCGAAAAAGAAGGGCAGCAGGAGAGCGACGCGGGAUGAGGCGGAGGCGCUCGUGCAGGCGGUGAGGGAUGCCGUCGCCGAAGUCGGGGGCGCCAAGGAGUGGAAGGAGUCUGAGGGGGAGCCCCUCAAGGUCUUCAAGCUUCAUCUGGACGCGCCGGCGGCGGCGAAGGCCCCGGCGGUUGCCACGUCCGAGGGUUCCUCGGCGAACUGAUCGUCGAGUCCAUGGUCAGUCGAGCUGUGCUCAGCCUGGCACCGGGGGGAAAGCCUGAAGGAUUUGCGGAGACAAAACGUAUCAAGGCCUCCAUUUGGUAGACUUGGUCUGUAUACUAGAGAUAUCCUGAAUAAGUUGUAUAGUAGACUUGCAUACUACGUGAUCUAAAGUCAAGAUCUGUACAAGGCUUUGCUGUAAGAAAUGUCUACUCUUCUCGCGCUGAACCAGGUUUUAGAUU